CGUGUAGGAGGAGCUUAUUUUUCUGGGAGCUCCGUGGGGCUAAACAUCCAGGCACACGGGUGACAGAGGUAGGAGAAAACAGAAACCGCCGGCUGGAAAGUGUCGUCGAGCCGAGAAGAAAGAAGAGAGUGAAGCCUGAAGACAUAAACCCGACCGCCAGUCUGCGACAGAAGGACUGUGUGUGUGUGUGUGUGUGUGUGUGUGUGUGUGUGUGUGUGUGUGUGUGUGUAUCCCUGAGACCACGAAAGUGUAACCCGUGGCUGGUCGGGAAGUGAAGAUCACUGUAACCCACCUGGAUCAGUGCUGUUAGCCGUACACUGUCCACUGGAUCUGUUCGGGCAUUUCUCCCUCUAUAAGCACAGCUUUAAAAGCAGUGUAGUAGUCGAAGCUGAUCACCAGAGGAGACACGGCAGCGGAAAACUUUACUAUCAUGUCUGUUAAGCCACCACGUAUGUUUUGCUUUUGGAGACAGGAGUAACGAUAAAUUAACGAUACCGGAAAGCGGUGGGAAAGGCGGGGUGGAACCGGUGAACUCCAAAUUGGAUUAUUGUUGAGCUCCCACUGUGCCGAAUCACCCACAGCGACGCAGCGGUUUUGGGGGGUGGGGGGGCGGGGUGCGGGGAGGUCGACGAAGGAGGCAACAACUGGAAUUUAGAAACCUCUUUUUGAAACUCUUGACUGACCCGCCCGCUGCCGACGAUACGACUGGUGUUUUGUCAGUUAUUUCUGUCAGACAGUCAGCUGCUUGUGGCCUUCCUCUCCCUCUCUUGGGAGCAUAGUCUGGGUUUGGGACGCAUAUUUUGGGGAUCGUUCUUCCCCAGCCGUGAUCGGACUAUGGCGGACGACGACAUUCUCUUUGAAGAUGUGUACGAGCUCUGUGAGGUCAUUGGCAAGGGUCCCUUCAGCGUGGUAAGGAGAUGUAUCAACAGAGACACGGGGCAGCAGUUUGCUGUCAAAAUCGUAGAUGUUGCCCAGUUCACCUCCAGUCCUGGACUCAGCACAGAGGAUCUGAAGAGGGAGGCCAGCAUCUGCCACAUGCUGAAGCAUCCCCACAUUGUGGAGCUGCUGGAGACAUACAGCUCAGAUGGAAUGCUUUACAUGGUUUUCGAAUUUAUGGAUGGAGCAGACCUGUGUUUUGAGAUCGUGAAGAGGGCAGAUGCUGGCUUUGUCUACAGUGAAGCAGUGGCCAGUCACUACAUGAGACAGAUUCUUGAGGCGCUUCGCUAUUGCCACGACAACAAUGUCAUCCACAGAGAUGUCAAGCCUCACUGUGUGCUGCUGGCAUCCAAAGAGAACUCUGCUCCAGUGAAGUUGGGGGGGUUUGGAGUCGCCAUCCAGCUUGGAGAGUCGGGACUGGUGGCAGGAGGUAGAGUAGGAACUCCCCACUUCAUGGCCCCAGAGGUGGUGAAGAGAGAGCCAUACGGUAAACCUGUGGAUGUGUGGGGCUGUGGAGUCAUCCUUUUCAUCCUCCUCUCAGGUUGUCUGCCUUUCUACGGAACUAAGGAACGUCUGUUUGAAGCCAUCUGCAAGGGAAAAUACAAGAUGAAUCCUCGCCAGUGGGGCCACAUCUCAGAAAGUGCUAAGGAUCUGGUGAGGCGCAUGCUGAUGCUGGACCCUGCUGAGAGGAUCACUGUCUACGAGGCUCUUAACCACCCCUGGCUCAAGGAGAGGGACCGGUAUGCCUAUAAAAUCCAUCUGCCAGAGACUGUGGAACAGCUGAGAAAGUUCAACUCCAGAAGGAAGCUCAAGGGAGCUGUUCUGGCUGCAGUGUCCAGUCACAAGUUUAAUUCGUUUUAUGGAGACCCCCCUGAAGAGCUCCAUGACUUCUCAGAUGACCCCACCUCCUCAGGACUAUUGGCAGCAGAGCGCGCUGUGUCUCAGGUGUUGGACAGUUUAGAGGAGAUCCAUGCUCUGACAGACUGCAGUGAAAAGGAUCUAGAUUUCCUUCACAGUGUUUUCCAGGACCAGCAUCUACACACACUGCUCGAUCUCUAUGAUAAGAUCAACACCAAGUCAUCUCCACAGAUCAGAAACCCCCCCAGUGAUGCAGUGCAGAGAGCCAAAGAGAGUUCCUCCCAAGAUGAAGCAAGUGGCGCUUUGAAACAUCUGGAAUAUGUACUGGAAGAAAUCUCCUGCUACCCAGAGAACCACGAAGCUAAAGAACUCAGACGGAUAUUAACCCAGCCACAUUUCAUGGCCUUGUUGCAGGCCCACGAUGUCGUGGCCCAUGAGGUUUACAGUGACGAGGCUCUGAGGGUGACCCCUCCACCCACCUCGCCCUACCUGAACGGAGACUCCCCAGAGAGCACCAACGGAGACAUGGACCUGGAGAACGUUACCAGAGUCCGCCUGGUCCAGUUCCAGAAGAAUACAGAUGAGCCAAUGGGUAUCACACUGAAGAUGAAUGACUCAAAUCACUGCAUCGUUGCAAGGAUAAUGCAUGGAGGAAUGAUUCACAGACAAGGAACAUUGCAUGUUGGAGAUGAGAUCAGGGAGAUCAACAGCAUCAGUGUAGCCAACCAGACCGUCGAGCAGCUGCAGAAAAUGCUGAGGGAGAUGAGAGGCAGCAUCACAUUCAAAAUAGUGCCAAGUUAUCGGAUGCAGGGCUCCUCGUGUGAGAAAGAGUCCCCUACCACCUCCAGGCAGUCUCCUGCCAAUGGCUACUCCAGCAUUAACAGUUCUAUCUUGGACCUGCCAUCCACCAUUCAGCCCAAGGGUCGACAGAUUGAAUCCAGACCUCCAAUCAAGGACAAAAUGUCUGUUAAGAUCUACGUUAGGGCUCAGUUUGAGUAUGACCCCUCCAAAGACGAACUCAUCCCCUGCAAGGAGGCGGGCGUUCGUUUCAGAGUGGGUGACAUCAUCCAGAUCAUCUCCAAGGAUGACCACAACUGGUGGCAGGGCAAGCUGGAGAACACAAAAAAUGGCACAGCAGGCCUCAUCCCAUCACCAGAGCUGCAAGAGUGGCGAGUGGCGUGUAUAGCCAUGGAGAAAACCAAGCAGGAGCAGCAGGCCAGCUGUACCUGGUUUGGCAAGAAGAAGAAGCAGUACAAAGACAAGUAUUUGGCAAAACACAACGCAGUGUUUGACCAACUAGAUCUUGUCACAUAUGAAGAGGUUGUGAAGCUUCCUGCUUUCAAGAGGAAAACACUAGUUUUGUUGGGUGCCCAUGGAGUGGGCAGAAGACACAUCAAGAACACACUUAUAACCAAACACCCUGACAGAUUUGCGUACCCCAUUCCACACACAACCAGACCUCCAAAGAAGGAUGAGGAGAAUGGGAAGAACUACUACUUUGUUUCCCAUGACCAGAUGAUGCAGGACAUCAGCAACAACGAGUACCUGGAGUACGGCAGCCAUGAGGACGCCAUGUAUGGGACGCGCCUAGAGACAAUCCGGAAGAUCCACCAACAGGGACUCAUAGCUAUACUGGAUGUUGAACCUCAGGCUUUGAAGGUCCUGCGGACAGCAGAGUUUGCCCCAUAUGUUGUCUUUAUUGCUGCACCAACUAUCACACCAGGCAUCAGUGAGGACGAGUCCCUCCAGCGGCUGCAGAAGGAGUCUGAGAUCCUGCAGAAGACCUACGCCCACUACUUCGACCAGACCAUCAUCAACAACGAGAUCGAUGAGACCAUCAGGCACCUGGAGGAGGCCAUUGAUCUAGUGUGCACCACCAGCCAGUGGGUUCCAGUGUCCUGGGUGUACUGACCUGUGGCCCAGACUUCCACAUCCAAACUCCCAUCAUUCCCUUGUCAAAAUAAGAAUCAGUAACACAGCAACUAACCCAAGACAAUUGCAAACCUGUCCCUACACUGCACUUGAUGGAAAACCCCUUCAGUCUACUCUGAAAGCGAACACAGGAUUAAACCAGAUCCUUUUGAACACUGCACAAACAACCUGCAGUGGCCAAUUAUUAGGCUCCUGCCCUGACAGAGGACUUAGUCAUAGCGUUGUGUAAAAACAAUAAAUAAAAGUGAAUAUUGUCAUGUCUGUACUAACUAGGAGGCAACAUUUCUGUAGAUGUUUGUUUUAAAGAGACAGUACUGUUACCCGUCCUCUAAUAUCGAUGCACUGCUAGCUUUCCAUGUCUCCACCACAACCCUUCUAUCAAUCUGUUGUCCUGUUGGGUGUUGUAGUACUGAACCAUCUGUGGAAAGACACUGUCAGUGGGUAAUCUGUAGAUCAGCAAACUGAAGUAAAAGCACACAAAAGACACUGCAAUGUCUUCUCAUCUAUAGGUCAUGUCAUAUCCUCACUUUAUGUUCAUCCCCCUGUUCCUUUAUAAACUGUCAAGUUAGGAUACAUUCUCUCAUGACCUCAUCCUAUUGUCAGUCUUAAGUACAGUUAUAGUAUUGAUCAUGCACACAUACAUGCAUCUUCUGCCUGCCCACCUACCUACCUACCUACCUGCCAACGAACCAGGUACUGUCUCUUCUAAAUAAAUCCAUAAAUGUUUUUGAGAUUUGAAUGAGGUUAUCAUGCAUGUGGACAUUUGCAAGCUUCCAUGCAGUGAGUCAGUCACUGUUCCCAAUGUUCCUCUGUAAACCUCCAAGAAAGAAAAGACAAAUAUCUAUAUUUAAAAAAACAUUUCAGCUGUCUGGAAGACUGAACUCAGCCAACGGAAGCAAGAAAAAACUAACCAGGAUGGAGCCAGGCAUUGACCUCACACCUAUGCACAUCCCUUGCAUUUUGGGUGGCAUUUCUAAACCACAGAUUUAUUUAAAAAAAAAAAAAAAAAAAAUAGAAAAUGAAAAGAAAAUAACAAUGACCAUGUAGUGAGAUAUGUUUGUAAAAAAAGAAAAAAAAGAUCAAAUAAAAGUCUUGAUUUUUCUCUUAA
Molecule: messenger RNA, 4834 nt
Organism: Acanthopagrus latus (yellowfin seabream)
Lineage: Eukaryota; Metazoa; Chordata; Actinopteri; Spariformes; Sparidae
Gene: caska
Product: calcium/calmodulin-dependent serine protein kinase a
Exons: 29
Coding region: 835-3705 (956 amino acids)
Biological process (GO): protein phosphorylation; regulation of neurotransmitter secretion
Cellular component (GO): cell-cell junction; basolateral plasma membrane; plasma membrane
Molecular function (GO): protein kinase activity; ATP binding; signaling receptor binding
Source: RefSeq, a predicted model, not a curated record